UAAUUUUCAAUUACAAUGGAAGGAGGUCGCGGAGGUGCAUCAUCUCGAGCUCGGAAGGAAAAGGAAAUAAUGAAUCCUCGGGAGGAGGAUCCCAAUAUUCAAUCUACCGAUGAUGAGAUUGAGCAUCUUCUGAAUCCGACAUCCGAAACACAAGGAAGUACCGAUGCAAUUAUUUCUAAGAAUUCAUAUGUUCUUUGUAAAGUCUUCCAAAAAAGUGGUUCUGGCCCUAGAAUUGGGGAGCAGUAUGGUGCACCUUUCAAUGAAGAGGAUUGGGAGGACUCAAUUGACGGGCAUUCCUUUCUUCUUCCUUGUGUAAAUUGUUUGAGCCCAGAAUCACUAGACAACCAAUAUGGACUAUUGGAUCACAUUUCUGAGCAACCUGCGCCUUUUGGUGUGAUUGGGAUGCCCUCUGAUCCUGACCUUAGUGAAUUCGGUGGAAUAUUGCUGGAGGAAUUGGAACAGUUUCCCAGUGCAUGCCCGCUCAGAGAGGAUAUCUGUGGACAGAUUAUUGAUUCAGCCAUUCCUAUCAAUGAUAUUAAUUAUUCUUCUGAAGUGGACCAGGAUCAACUAUUUAAUGAAUUAGAAAUUCUCACUGCUGAAGCAUUGAUCCACGGCAACAUUGAUAAUGCUGAAAACAUUCCGUCUGAAAUUAUGUUGCAUCCUACAAUAACUGAACUGGAUACUGACCAAUAUGUGGAGCUGAAUGAUUUAUGUUUUAUUUGGGAUAGCAAUCCCCCUGAAUAUGUUGCACCACCUUCAUAGAGUUUGGAGGCUUCAACUACUGGACAAAGAGGGUGGUGUUUGGUAUGCCUUUACAGGGACCAGAUUCUGGUUGAAGUUGUACCUGUACAAGAUCUAUUCUUGAAAUAUUAUAGCGUUGCAACGAACCUGAAGAUUUGUCAUCCAUUGCUGAAAAUCCUGCCCAUACUGUUCUUGUGAACAUGUCAUAUAUUAUCUGUAGUUAAAUUAUGUGUUUGUGAAUCAUGCCUGGCUUGUACUACAUUGUAAAAGAUCCAAUAUUAUUCAGUUCCUAAGCUGUUUUAAAAACUAGGAUGCGGUUGGUAUAUUUGUUGAUUGA
Molecule: messenger RNA, 1078 nt
Organism: Zingiber officinale
Lineage: Eukaryota; Viridiplantae; Streptophyta; Magnoliopsida; Zingiberales; Zingiberaceae
Exons: 4
Coding region: 16-762 (248 amino acids)
Source: RefSeq, a predicted model, not a curated record